This is a messenger RNA of Didymosphaeria variabile, 465 nucleotides long. RefSeq lists its product as uncharacterized. Lineage: Eukaryota; Fungi; Ascomycota; Dothideomycetes; Pleosporales; Didymosphaeriaceae. Bases 1 to 465 code for a protein of 154 amino acids. The transcript has 2 exons. The record is from RefSeq and is a predicted model, not a curated record.
AUGGCCCACUGCGAGCAUGUAACGAAGCCGGCAGACAUUGCGGACUUCGUGCUGUAUAUCAAAACGUGGGGCGAUAUGGUCCAUCACCAUCACUCCAUGGAAGAAACGGAGGCUUUCCCCCAAUGGGAUGAAAUCGCCAAAGCAGGAGGAGCCUCGGAAAGCAUCACGAGCAGGAAUAUCGAGCAACACCAUGCUUUUGAGGUGGGGUUCGAGGAUUUCAGAACAUAUGCUGAAGAAAUGCAAGGAGGAAAAGCCGAGUAUGACGGCAAGAAAGUCAAGGCCAUGUUGGAGAGCUUCGCAGCAGUCCUCAACGAGCAUCUACAUGACGAGGUGACAAUGAUUCUUGAUAUGGAGAAGUACGAUGGCGUAGCGCUGAAGAAGGUUAUGGAUGCUGCAGCGCAGAAAUCGAUAAACUCCGCGGACCCGGUAUUGUUUCCCAUGAAGGCGUGGUUAGAAGGUCAUUGA